AUGGACCCAGUUAAGUACAUAUUUGGAAAACCCACUCUCAUUAGAUGCAUCGCUCAGUGCCAGGUUUUGCUGUCAGAAUUUGACAUUGUUUAUGUCACUCAAAAGGCAAUAAAGGGGAGUGUCUUGGCAGAUUACCUGGCUCAACAGGCUAUCAACGACUACCAACCUAUGCAUCCAGAAUUUCCGUAUGAAGACAUCAUGACCUUGUUUGAGGAGGAGGUAGAGAACAAAGAUAGGGACAAAUGGAUUGUGCGGUUUGACGGCGUGUCUAACACACUAGGCCAUGGAGUUGGGGCAGUUUUGGUUACCCCCGACGAUCAAUGUAUACCCUUCAUGGCUAGAUUAAGUUUUGACUGCACGAACAAGAUGAUUGAGUACGAGGCGUGCACCCUUGGGAUCCAAGCGACAAUUGACUUCAAGGUCAAGUCGCUCAAGGUAUAUGUGGACUCAUCCUUGGUAAUCCACCAGUUGAGGGGAGAAUGGGAGACCAGGGAUCAUAAGUUGAUACCUUACCGGCCUUACAUCAGAAAACUAAUAGAGUACUUCAAGGAUGUAUACUUUCACCAUAUUCCUAGAGAGGAGAACCAGAUGGCCGAUGCCCUUGCCACUCUGGCGUCCAUGUUCCAAUUGACCCUGCCUGGGGAUUUUUUGUACAUCGAGUUUAGAUGUCGCGGCAAGCUUGCACAUUGCUGUUUGGUAGAAGUGCAGCAAGAUGGUAAGUCUUGGUACUUCGAUAUCAAGCGAUAUAUUGAAGACAAGGAAUACCCACAGGAGGUCUCCGAAAACGACAAGAGAAUGUUGCAGAGGUUGGUAGUCGGCUUUUUCCUAAGUGGAAAUAUCCUAUACAAGAGGAACCAUGAUACGGUUUUGCUCCGGUGUGUGGAUGCCAGGGAGGCUGAGCAGAUGCUAGUGGAAGUGCAUGAGGGAUCCUUUGGAACACCUGCCAACGGACAUGCCAUGGAACGAAAGAUGUUGAGAGAUGGGUAUUACUGGCUCAUUAUGGAAAACAAUUGUUGCAUCCAUGUGAGAAAGUGCCACAAGUGUCAGGUCUUGGCCGAUAAUGUCAAUGCUCCACCUGAACCUUUGAAUGUCUUAGCAGCGCCUUGGCCGUUCCCUGUGUGGGGCAUAGACGUGAUUGGAGCUAUUGACCCCAAAGCUUCGAAUGGACAUCGCUUCAUUUUGGUCGCCAUUCACUACUUCACCAAAUGCAUUGAAAUGGCUUCGUACACCAGUGUGACUAGGAGUAUGGUGGUUAGCUUUAUCAAAAAAGAGAUAAUUUUCCGGUAUGGAUUGCCCAGGAAGAUUAUCAUUGAUAACGCCACCAAUUUGAACAAUAAAAUGAUGAACGAAAUGUGUGAGGAUUUCAAAAUCCAACACCAUAAUUCUAUGCCUUACAAGCCCAAGAUGAAUGGGGCAGUUGAGGCUGCUAAUAAGAACAUCAAGAAAAUAGUUCAGAAGAUGAACAUGUCAUACAAGGAUUGGCACGAGAUGCUCCCUUUUGCACUGCAUGGUUAUCGAACCUCGAUGCACACAUCAACUGGGGCAACCCCUUUCUAUUUGGUAUAUGGGAUGAAGGUUGUGCUUCCGUUUGAAGUGGAGGUUCCCUCUUUGAGGAUUCUAGCCGAAUUAGGGUUGGAGGAGUCGGAAUGGGCCCAAACUCGCUUUGAUCAAUUGAAUCUUAUAGAAGGUAAGAGGUUGGCUGCCAUGAGCCAUGGACUACUGUAUCAACACCGAGUAAAGAGUGCUUUUGACAAGAAGAUGCACCCAUGCAAGUUCAGCGAGGGGGAUCUCGUCUAG
Glycine soja is the source of this 1797-nucleotide messenger RNA. RefSeq lists its product as uncharacterized. Bases 1 to 1797 code for a protein of 598 amino acids. Gene Ontology annotation, biological process: DNA integration. Gene Ontology annotation, molecular function: RNA-DNA hybrid ribonuclease activity; nucleic acid binding. NCBI's taxonomy places the organism in Eukaryota, Viridiplantae, Streptophyta, Magnoliopsida, Fabales, Fabaceae. The transcript has a single exon. The record is from RefSeq and is a predicted model, not a curated record.